Messenger RNA from Xiphophorus hellerii (green swordtail), 4029 nucleotides. RefSeq names its product solute carrier family 35 member G2b (gene slc35g2b). The transcript has 2 exons. NCBI's taxonomy places the organism in Eukaryota, Metazoa, Chordata, Actinopteri, Cyprinodontiformes, Poeciliidae. Bases 419 to 1669 code for a protein of 416 amino acids. The record is from RefSeq and is a predicted model, not a curated record. Gene Ontology annotation, cellular component: membrane.
GGGGGGUGGAAGGGUGGGAUUUAGACUGAAAAGAAGAAACCGCUGGCUGUGACAACGACCGUUGCUUCCUCCCCCCUCCAUCAUCAUCAUCAUCAUCAUCAUCAUCAUCAUCACCAUCGUCAUCACCCGCCUCACCAGCAACAGCAGCUUCAGAUUCAUAGGCGGCAGAAGCAAAGGCAGAGUUGGUUAAACAGUUUUGAAGAGGAAGAAGAAAAAACAAAUAGUCUUGCAGACGUCUUGCAGAGAAGCUCCGCUUCAGGGGGAGGGAACAUGGGGGAAUGGGAGCUGCAGAUGGACAAGUGCAAGGAUGAGGAAUUCCGACCAAAUCUGCUUUUAUGACACAGACCUCUGCUUCAUCCAACAUCAUUAGGAAUUCAUUAAAGAACACCAGAUAACACUGUUAAAUACCUCACACGUCAUGGAUGCAGCUUCAGCCUCCCUGCAGUUUGGAUCAAAGAAGCGGGUCAAAAUUCACCCAAACACAGUCACAGUAAAAUAUGCCACCCACUUCCCCCAGCCUGGUGAUGAAGGGUACGACGAUGCACCCUCUUUUGAGGAUUUUGGUUCUUUUGCAGAGGCAAACGUUGGAAAGAGACUGGUGUCUGAUGCCAAAGGCAGCAGGACUUUCUUUGGAACCAUGGAGACUCAGCCUAAGCAGCCAAGUGUGCAAAGAGACAAGGGGGUCGAGGGUCAGCUGGCCAGCUUUGGCGAGGCUAAUGUGUUGGCUUCCAGAGUGACCUGGAUGGCCUUGUUUGGGGCAGCAGCAGCUCAUGGAUGUGUGGCGCUAAUUACCCGAUUGGCAGCAGAUCGCUCUAAGGUUCCCUCUCUCGAGCUGCUCUUCAUCCGUUCUGUGAUCCAAGUGUUGUCAAUCAUGGUGGUCCUCUACUACCAUGAGGCACCCUUUGGCCCCAAGGGUUACCGGCUCCGUCUCUUCUUCUAUGGUGUGUGCAAUGUAAUUUCUAUCACCUGCGCCUACACAUCCUUUGCCAUUGUACCCCCCAGCAACGGUACCAUCAUGUGGCGUGCAUCCACUACUGUCUUCAGUGCCAUACUGGCUUUCCUGCUGCUGGAUGAGAGGCUGAGCUACACUGAUGUGGUCACGGUGGUGGGAAGUGUGUUCGGCCUGUGUCUAGUCAUGGUGCCGAAUGUAGCAGAUGAGGAGAAGUCCAGGCUGGGGUUUUGGAAGGAGGCAUUUGGCUAUACAAUGACAGUUAUGGCAGGCUUGACCGCCGCCCUCUCCAUGAUUGUCUACAGAGCCAUCAAAGAGCGCGUCAGCAUGUGGACAGCACUCUUUACCUUCGGCUGGACAGGCACUGUCUGGGGCGCCUCCACUAUGUUCAUAAUGCAGGAGCCUAUUAUUCCCCUGGAUGGGGAGACCUGGGGCUAUUUAAUUGGGAUCUGUAUCUGCUCCACGGUAGCGUUCCUUGGAGUCUACUAUGCUCUAAACAAGUUUCAUCCAGCCUUAGUUAGCACCGUGCAGCACCUAGAGAUCGUGGUUUCAAUGUUUUUGCAGCUGAUCGUGCUGAGGAUGAUCCCCUCAGUGUACGAUGUGAUAGGAGGCCUUGUCAUCAUGGUCAGCGUGUUCACUUUGACCGGGGUCAAGCUGUACAGAGUGAGCAGGGCCAUUCGGCAGGAUUACCAAGAAAUCCUAGACUCGCCUAUCAAAUGAAUCUGUCAGUCUAUCUGUUUACAGUGUUGCUUGGUUGUGCAAUCAAAAGAAUGUCUGAAUCUUCAUCUGAUGAUUUUGUAUUGUUGUGCUGUGAACAGAGUGCCAGUUUGUGUAGCUAAAGUGUUAAUAUUUACAUGUGAAAUAAAAGACAAUUGUAAUAUUGUGACCAUUUCCCUUUCGUAUAGUGAUGCUUUAAUGUCAAAUUGUGCCACAGACUAAAAUGUCAGCAAAACGAGGCACGAGUGAAUUAUGAUGCCACAAGGUGUUGAUAUAAUCUUCUGUCGUCACACUGCCAAAACUGUGUAAAUGUCAGCCCUGAAACCAUUCAUAUUGUAACAAGGAAUAAAAAAAAAGAAAAUGCUUCACUGAAAGACCUGAUUUGUUGUUAGAGACUAAAACACAAUGAUUUAUGAAUAGGCCGUUUACAGAUGUAAAAGUACCAUGGUCUAAAUAGUUGCUUUCAAAACAACUACAAUUCACUAUCACAGCUUUUCUAAGUUUUAAACUGAUUGAGAUGCCAAAGAAAGUGUCAAAGUGAGCUGAGCAGAGCAUAGAAAAGUGCACUACUGCCCCCCACACCCAAUGUGUUGCUGUGCACUGCUGGUCUGUCCCUCAUUCCCCAUAAAGACAUAUUUAGCUGCUUCAAAAUAUUCUCAAUCAUGACUAUCACUCCUAUUAUUGAGCUAAAUUUGUUUUGAAAGUAAAGUUAACAAGCAAGAGCAGUGUCUGCUAAAAACAUGUCAUAUAUAUUCUGUUUUUAAUUUUUGAGCAAACACAGUGAUCAUUUAAAACCGUGGCAAUUUUGCUAAGCGUUAUCGUGAGAGUCCCAUAUCUAUAAUGUUUUAAUUUAAAAGCCAAACUAACAAAAGAAUAGAUGGCUCUAACAAACUUUUUCCAAGACACUUUCCAUUUCGAAAAUUCAUGUGCUUCAACACUAAAUUCUCUACAGAUUUUUUUUAUAUUUACAUAACAUUCGAACCAAAAGUGCAAAAUACUCUUAUUCUACAAAUCCCAAAGUAACACGAAGCUGAAGAUAGUUUUCAAUUCACCAGGUUAUUAAAGAGCUAUUUCACUGUUUUGUUUUGGCAUAUGGACUUACUUAGGCAGCUCUAUCUAAACUCUAACUACGCAUUUAAUACAGAUUCCUUAAAGUACAGUGACUUAAUUGUGCUUGUGAAAAUAAAAAGUGAAUUUCAAAUCAUGGGAUGCAGGGGCCUAAAAAGCAGCACAAAUAAUUGUGUUUUACUUCAAAAUGUGAAUACACAAUUUUUUUGUAUACUUUCAUACAAUCCAAAUUCAACACUUUUCAAAACAACAGAGAAACUAUGCAAAUUUGGUUUACACAAAUACUUUUUUUUAGAAUUACACUAGAUUCAAUAAGGCAAAUCCAAAAUUAGGAGUGAAAAAUCCAAACUAGAAUAAAUGACUUGAGCAAUUUAUUCUGUUCAAACUACAUCUCCAAUCCCAUUAGCUAGUUUAUAUUUGACAAACGUGAUUUUCUCUCUGACUGUGGCUUCUGCUUACUCUCAGAUGUAUGUCAAACUAAUGCCCAGAGGCAAGUGCACUGAAUUGAAUUAAAGUCCCCCUUAAACAAUGCCGGUCCAUCUGCUGUUUCUUUUUCUGUAUCAGUUAAGUCAGCAGUUCACCGGGUACGUCUCCUCCAUUUUUUUUUUUUUUUUUUUAGUCUUUUCAGGAAACCGAGCAAAGAUAAACAGUCUCUAAGAUGCCGCCUUGAGGGUCAAAAGGAACUGCCGAGGAACGAAAUAGAGACACAAUGGUGAUGAAAAAAUGCUUGCCAUGAACAAGGACACAUUGCUGAUUCAGAACUGACGUGCUUCACCAACAGCCCAGCAGGUGGCAUUCAUGACCUACUUAAUGUUUCUGACAGCCAGGAGUGAAAGAAGAAAGCUGAUAUCAGUGGUGCCACCAAGGCUAGCCGUGUGUAUUUACUUGGCUUGACAGUCUUACAUUUACUUGUUUUAUAACGCAAUUUAAUAUUCUAAGCAUUUAUAUUUAUCGCUUUGAUCAUCCAAUUCUACACAACACUAUAAUAAAAUUCCUGAACAAAUAUUAUCUCAGCUUUUGGAAGUGCCCCUGCCUAAAUUGUUUUCACACUAAAGGAUAAAGCUUGUUUGUGUUACUUCCAUUUCCUUAAUGUCAGGAAGAGAUAGCAUUUUGAUCACAACAAUUGUACAAAAUACACAUCACUUUUCCUCUUUUUAUUCAUUCAGCAGAAGCAGUCGUGUUGUGAUGUAUGCACUCUGUAUUACAAGGGUGGCUGUUAUAAGUGAGACUCAGUUUAAUGUUGGACACAUCUGCAAAGAAUCACUGUCAUUGUAAAUAAAAAAGAUAUGUGUAAA